CCUUGGCACAGUGGCAUUAGAUACUAUUGCUGAAAAGGAUAAAGUAACAAGCGCACUGGGCUUGUUUUUUAAAUGUCAAACCUUGAUCUUUAAAAGUCAGAACUGAACCUAACGGUCAGUUCAAAGAAGACGCGAUAUUUCUUUCAUUUAUUUGUUCGUGUGUCAUAAAAGUUUUUUUCGUCAGUCCUACGUUUUUCAACAUAGUAAAAUGUUCAAGCAGGUUGGUUAUAAAGACAACAAAACAGGUAUUCAAUCUUUAUCAGAAAACUUAUUUUCACGCAAUAAACUACUUAGCGAAAUUCAACUUUUUUUUUUACAAGAUGCAAACAACUCAACUUUAGUAUUAUAUGGAAUGUCGGGUGUCGGAAAGACACUUAUUGCAAGAAAAUAUUGUGAAAUAUCUUAUAACUUCUAUAAAAACAUUGUUUGGAUUGACGCAGCAUUUGGAAUGUUACAAACUUCAAUGAGAAACCAAUGUCAAAUAUUAGGAUAUGAGGUUCAUGAUUCAAAAGGAGAAUAUUUUAAUAUAAAAGUGAUUGUUGAAAAAAUUCACAACUAUUAUAAAAAUGAAAAGACUUUGUAUAUUUUUGACAAUGUCGACGAUGAAAGUGUUAAAAAUUUAUCAAUGUACAUUUCAAAAAAACCGAAAUCAUUCACGUUGAUUACCUCCCAAUGGAGAACGUGGUCAAAUAAUGUAAAUAAAAUGUUAGUUGAUGUUUUUUCUUCUAAAGAAGCAUUCACUUAUGUAAAAAAUAAUAUUAAAGAAAACAGCGACGAAAACAUAAAAAACUUAAUUAAAGCACUUGGUUUUCAUCCGUUUGCAAUUACUCAGGCAAUAAAAUAUAUAAAUAUACAUAAAAUUUUGAUAGAAAAAUACAUUGAUCGAUAUAGAUCAAAACCAUCAGAAAUAUUAGACAAUAAUAACUUUCCAACCGAAGAAGAAUCAAAGUCGGCAAUACAAGCAAUUAACUUAGUUUUAAUAAAAUUAGAAAAAACUAAACUUUUUCCAUUUAAAAUAUUAAACUGCUUAUCUCAUUGCGACGGUCAAAACAUCAGUAAACAGUUUAUAACAAAAAUCUCAAAUCAAAUGGAAACAAACGAUGAAUAUUUAAUAGAUGAAGCUAUUGGAUUACUAAUGAGUUAUUCUUUACUAAACUGUUUUGAUGAUAAAAAAUAUACAAUACACGAACUGACACAGUUAACAUGUAAAUGUUUUCAAAAGAGAAAUUCAAGUACAAAUGCAUAUCUUGAUUUCAUCGAAAAUUAUUUUAAAGUUGAAUUGAAUGAAGUAAAAGAUCACAUGGAUUACGGAAAUCAUUUUGUUUUUCAUUUUAUUUAUAUGUUUCGUACUAAUAAAAAAAGAUUUAUGGAUUCCUUCCAUCAUAUGACAACUUCUAUUCGAAAAUUAUUAGAAUGUAAAGGUUUAUUUGAAGAAGCAAUCGAAUUAUUAAAAGCUGUUCAAAAUUUUAAUACAGAAACUUAUGGUGAAAAUAACAUUAUCACGCUUGAUACAAAACAUAAUAUCGCAAGCUGUUUGGACAAUAUGGGAAAAUAUAACGAAGCUUUAGAAAUUUAUUAUUCUGUUGAUAAAAUACGAACUGAAAUUUUAGGUAUCAACCAUCCGUCUACAAUGACAACAAAACAUAAUAUUGCACUCAGAACUAGAUUAAAAGGCUGCGUUUUUUUGCUACUCGCCGUUACUGAGCGAAACUGUUAUGCACUAUAA
This is a messenger RNA of Hydra vulgaris (swiftwater hydra), 1726 nucleotides long. The record is from RefSeq and is a predicted model, not a curated record. NCBI's taxonomy places the organism in Eukaryota, Metazoa, Cnidaria, Hydrozoa, Anthoathecata, Hydridae.